AGGAUGGUGUCCCGCAAGGCCGUGGCUGCCCUGCUGGUGGUGCACGCGGCCGCCAUGCUGGCCUCCCAGACAGAAGCCGUUGUUCCCAUCUUCACCUACAGUGAACUCAAGAAGAUGCAGGAAAAGGAGCGGAAUAAAAGGCAAAAGAAAUCCACGAGCGUACAGCAGAUGUCUGAGGAGGCGGGCCUUCUGGACCCCGCAGAGGCUGCAGGGGAAGAAAGAAACCAAAUUAUCAAGCUGACUGCUCCUGUGGAAAUUGGAAUGAGGAUGAACUCCAGGCAGCUGGAAAAGUACCGGGCGGCCCUGGAAGGGCUGCUGAGCAAGGUGCUGCUGUCUACAGAGAAGGGAGCCCCCAGAAGGCCAGUGUCUGUCUGUCCUGGGGCAGGGCCCGCACCCCCUCGGCGCUCAGUGGCGGCCACGACCUGA
Molecule: messenger RNA, 426 nt
Organism: Ceratotherium simum simum (southern white rhinoceros)
Lineage: Eukaryota; Metazoa; Chordata; Mammalia; Perissodactyla; Rhinocerotidae
Gene: MLN
Product: motilin
Cellular component (GO): extracellular region
Molecular function (GO): hormone activity; motilin receptor binding
Source: RefSeq, a predicted model, not a curated record